This is a messenger RNA of Pistacia vera, 1017 nucleotides long. RefSeq names its product putative disease resistance protein RGA4. The transcript has 3 exons. Gene Ontology annotation, biological process: defense response to other organism. Lineage: Eukaryota; Viridiplantae; Streptophyta; Magnoliopsida; Sapindales; Anacardiaceae. The record is from RefSeq and is a predicted model, not a curated record. Gene Ontology annotation, molecular function: ADP binding. Bases 1 to 1017 code for a protein of 338 amino acids.
AUGGCAGAAUCAAUUCUAUUUGACAUUGCAACUGAAGUUAUGAUGAAAAUAGGCUAUCUUGUGGGUCGAGAAUUGUCCUUGUUGUGGAAUCUUGAAAGCAGUUUAAAAAGCCUUGCGGGAACCCUAGGCACUAUCAGAGUUGUGCUCUCGGGUGCUGAGAAAAAGCAGGCAGAAGAUGAUCAGCUGUGUGACUGGCUUGGGAAGCUUAAGGAUGUUCUCCUUGAUGCUGAGGACAUUUUAGAAAAAUUCUAUCAUAAAAUCAAGGAGAUUAGAGAAAGGCUAGAUCAGAUUGCAGGUGAUAGAAGUAAAUUUUCUCUUAUUGAGAGUACUCCUGUUGAAGUUAGGCAUGAAAUUCCAAAGGACAGAGAAACUGAUCCUUUCUUGGGGGCUUCUUGUGCUAUUGGAAGAGAGGAUGAUAAAGAAAAUAUCAUGAGCUUUUUAAUGCAACCAACCGACAUUAAUGUCUCGGUCAUUCCAAUAGUUGGAAUAGGGGGUUUGGGUAAAACCACUCUUACUAAAAUGGUUUACAAUGAUGAAAGAUCGCAUAAAUGGAUUGACUUGAAAGACUUACUGGUGAAUGGUGUCAAUGGAAGUAAAAUUAUCGUGAGCACACGAAGUAAAAGAGUUGCAGAAAUAAUGAGCACUGGUCCCUCAUAUUUUUUGCAAGGUCUUUCCAAUGAGGAAUCCUUGUCAUUAUUUAAGAAGUAUGCAUUCAAAGAUGGAGAAGGGAAAGAUUUUCCAAGGCUCAUUGACAUUGCGAAGGACAUUGUAGGAAAAUGUAAAGGAGUUCCGUUGGCUGUGAAAUCUUUAGGGAGCUUACUUUAUGCAAACACGGAUGAAUGUGAGUGGUUGAAAAUAAAACAAAAUGACAUCUGGCAAGUGGAUCAAGAUAAUGAAGACAUCUUACCAGUGUUGAAAUUUAGCUAUGAUCAGUUGCCAUCUCCCUUGAAGCGAUGUUUUACUUAUCUUUGCUUGUUUCCAAAGGAUUCCGAGUAUCUUAGUUCUUUGGUGGCCUAA